Messenger RNA from Musa acuminata AAA Group (dessert banana), 808 nucleotides. RefSeq names its product protein RADIALIS-like 3. The transcript has 2 exons. The coding region runs from base 297 to 536 and encodes 79 amino acids. NCBI's taxonomy places the organism in Eukaryota, Viridiplantae, Streptophyta, Magnoliopsida, Zingiberales, Musaceae. Gene Ontology annotation, molecular function: DNA-binding transcription factor activity. The record is from RefSeq and is a predicted model, not a curated record.
UCACAUCUCUCUCUCCCUCUCUCUCUCUCUCUAAGAGUAUUAUUCGCCAACUGGAACCGCCACCACAGAACCCCUCCACUCUUGCUCCCUUCUCCCUUAUAUAAGUAGCACCUGGUGUAGCUGUUCUCUCCAUAUCAGCUUACACUUAGUUGUAGCAGUGAGCUGAGCUCUGAGAGAGAGAGAGAGAGUGUGUGUGUGUGUGUGUACAAUUCCCUCAUUCCUGUCACCCUUUGAAGCAUUUUAUCAAACACCUAGCCCCUCUCUCCCUCGUCUCCGUUCGGUGCCCUUCACAGAGCAUGGCAUCCGGUUCGGUGACCACCUGCUGGACCGCGAAGCAGAACAAGAUGUUCGAGAAGGCGCUGGCGGUGUACGACCAAGACACGCCGGACCGCUGGCACCACGUCGCCCGCGCCGUCGGAGGGAAGACCGUGGACGAAGUGAAGCGCCACUACGAGCUGCUCGUCGCAGACGUCCGCCGGAUCGAGAAGGGCCAUAUGCCUUACGCCACCUACCUCUCAUCUGGGAUCAGGGGUUGAAAUGGUUGAAACAUGAAGGAAAGAAUUGACUCUCUUCUCUGCACAUCCACUUGGAAGAAACAGAUACUGCAAAUACUGUAAAAGGAUCAGGAAGUCUUUGAUCUUUAGUAGCCUACUCUUCUUUCUUAUAUCCUAAACUGUAUAUAUAUAUUUAGUAAUGUUCGUAACAAAUUUCUAUAUAAUUUCCGAAAAACAAAAAAUCAUAAUCAGUGUGUUUCUAUAUAGUUUGAAGAGAAAUUUUAAUUCAAUCACUCAGCUUCCAGCUGGCCAUA